This is a messenger RNA of Exophiala bonariae, 1191 nucleotides long. RefSeq lists its product as uncharacterized. NCBI's taxonomy places the organism in Eukaryota, Fungi, Ascomycota, Eurotiomycetes, Chaetothyriales, Herpotrichiellaceae. Bases 1 to 1191 code for a protein of 396 amino acids. The record is from RefSeq and is a predicted model, not a curated record. The transcript is spliced from 2 exons.
AUGCCUCUGACAUCCUCAGAUAGAGCUGUCCCCGACUAUCACUUCGUGAACGAGGCGAUUGAAAUAUCAGGCAGAUAUACCUCAACCAGGAGUGAUCUAGACAAGUCAGUCGACAACAUGGAAGUUCAAGCAACGAAAUCUAAUCCACGUUCCAACGAUUCCGGCGAUGAGGACCAACAGAAUGUUUCAUCAGUAUCUCACCCACUGACCAGAGCCAUGCCUACACAUGAAACAAGAUCCACAGCCAUGAGACCAGACAUCCAGGGGUUGAUGGCAGUUCUGCAAGAUCUCGAUGCGGAGAUUCUGGAAGAUGCAGCAAUGAUAAGCGACUUGAGAACGAGACUCGAGAAAUCAGCGUCCACUGCAAAAGAACGGGAAGCAGACUUAGAGGCAUCGUUGAAGCAGGAACACAAACGACAGCAGAUGCUGACGAUCGAUGUCUUGCAGUUCAUCUGUAGGAUAGUUGCCCACCCAAUUCGACCGGUUGAUAUCACGGCCUUCAAGAUGAAACACUUAAGGACCACGAUCUCCGAAAUACCCACGCUGCGAGAAGAGAUAUUGGGACAGUUCUUGCGAUUCUCUGGCCACUCAGACUCCCUGGCAACGUCUACAGCCGGCGAUGGCAACGAGCUGAAUGAUGCUGCGACCUUCGGAGAAACACAGAUCAGAUGGUAUGUGGAGCACUGUGCGAACUUGUUGGUAAGAUGGGCAAAAGGGCUCGGCUAUGGUACAACUCAUGAGCUUACAACGCAAGUCAAAGAGCUCCAGAGAGAUCUCGUUGAUUUAGCUGCUGCAAAUCGAGCUGCCAAAGCGAAUAUUCAGUUCUGGAAAGAUACUGCUGACAGGCAAUAUGCCACGGUGUCAUCCUUACGAAGAGAGCUUGAUGCUCUGAAGUCUGGCCGGCUGCAGAGAUCCCCAGCAGCGGCAAAAUCGGGUCGCAGAGAAGCAAAGUCGUCUCCUCAAGUUGUUGCCCAAUCCUCUCUAGGCACUGAUGAACCCGUCCGGCCUCAGAAUUCCAAUCCAUGGCCGCUGUCGGGGGACCAAAUGAGUACCAAUACCAAUACCGCGCCUGAAUCUUAUGUUCCAACCACUUCGGUGCUUUCACGCCAUCGCUGUCUACUCGCACCAACCCCCGCUGCUCGAACCGCAUCGGGCGAGCCUGCGUCGAAGCGGCCUCGAACCAGCAAGUGA